AUGUGUUUGCACCCCGCCGUCCACAUCUGGAAGACCGCCUUGACAGCCCGCUUCCUUCCUCAGAAGCCACCCGUCACCACCCUCGACACCCCCGCCCAGCUUUGGCUAAUUGCAUCCCGCAUUCGUCGAGCCCCCGCCCGAGCCCCCGCCCGCACCGCCCGCGAGCGGCGCUCGAUCGGCCCCACCCCGCGCCGCACACCCGCGCCCUCGGUGGCCGCAUGCGGGUCGAAGCGAGCACUGGCGAGGGCUGCUCGGCGCUGGCGUGGCAUAUGUCGCCGGGGAGAUGACACUGGACUGGAAAUAGCACGCACCGCAGCUCACUCGUCCUUUUUGGUUCCGUCAUGCAAGGAAACGCGGAUCUCCCCGGCCCUUCCCGUCUGGGGAUCAACGCCCUCUCGACUCUCGCACUCACCUCCGCGCUCCGCGCGCCACCAUUCCUCCCUCGUCCCAGCCUCCUCGGCUCGCAUCUCUCAUCGCAUCGUACUCGCCCAUCCAUUCGCCCCGAACAACGAGCGCACCUCGUUCGAGAAUGAGAGCGAGGACGCCAGCAAACGCCCGAUCCACAUUCCCCGAGGAAUUGAACGAGCUUCGGCGUUCGAAAAAGGCCCAGCCAAGAAGCCCAUCAAUCGCGAUGCCGGCGAUGCGACGAUGAGAUCACGCCCUCGACGCACGACAAAGCACCCCAGCCGUCCGCCCGGAUACCUCCGGCCCGCUCCACAGCGCCGCGGAGGCACCCCGACCACGACACCUGCCUAA
Heterobasidion irregulare TC 32-1 is the source of this 756-nucleotide messenger RNA. RefSeq lists its product as uncharacterized. Lineage: Eukaryota; Fungi; Basidiomycota; Agaricomycetes; Russulales; Bondarzewiaceae. Bases 1 to 756 code for a protein of 251 amino acids. The transcript has a single exon. The record is from RefSeq and is a predicted model, not a curated record.